AUGGGUCAGAUGGAGCUGCUCGUCAAACACCUCCUGCCUUUGGCCACGCCCCCCUCCUCCUCUCAGCUCACUAAGGUCUAUGAGAGAGGAACCAACGUGGAGCAGUUCGUGACCCGCUUCCUGCUGAAGGAAUCGGCCAAUCAGAUCCAGUCUCUGCUCAACUCCGUAGAGAGCGCCGUGGACGCCAUUGACGAGCAGCACAGCCAAUCAGGUCAUUUACCUGCUAAGGUCAGUCCACGGGUGACCGAAAAGCGCUACGACAACACCGUCCCUGACUACCCUCCGAACAACAGAGUCAGCGCCAGGGAGGCAGUGAGGACCAUUAACACUGCUGCAGGUGCAGUGGAGGUGAGGAAAGAAGGUCUGGAGGCUCAGAUCAACCGUCUGGCUGAACUAAUCGGACGACUGGAGAACAAGACGGUCUGGUUCGAUCUGCACCAGAGGCUAACAGACACAGACGGCACCACCAGCGCAGUAAGUACAAACUACAUGAAUGAACGCCUGUGUGUUAAAGGUGCAGUCUGUGUGAAUUCUGUUCUCAGUCUAAAAUGGUCCUGACUGUCACAGACACGAAGGAAUCCUGUUCAUUUAAAUCCUGAUCUCACUGACAGUAGUAUUCCAGACAGAAUAUUCACAUUUAAAGCUCAGUG
This is a messenger RNA of Sphaeramia orbicularis (orbiculate cardinalfish), 650 nucleotides long. RefSeq names its product N-terminal EF-hand calcium binding protein 2 (gene necab2). NCBI's taxonomy places the organism in Eukaryota, Metazoa, Chordata, Actinopteri, Kurtiformes, Apogonidae. The record is from RefSeq and is a predicted model, not a curated record. Bases 1 to 558 code for a protein of 185 amino acids. Gene Ontology annotation, biological process: regulation of amyloid precursor protein biosynthetic process. The transcript has 6 exons. Gene Ontology annotation, cellular component: cytoplasm.